GGCGAGGGAGGAGGGAGGAGGCGGAGCUGUGCCGCUCGGCCCGAGUGAUUUUUGGAUUGAAAACAAUGGGUAGAAAAGAUGCCUCUACAUCAAGGACUCCUGUUGACCAGUACAGGAAACAAAUAGGGAAACAAGAUUAUAAGAAAACCAGGCCUAUGUUAAGAGCUACAAGAUUAAAAGCAGAGGCCAAGAAAACUGCACUAGGCGUAAAGGAAGUUGCCCUUGUCCUUGCAGCUAUACUGGUAUUUUUGUUGGCUUUCUAUGCUUUUUUUUAUCUUAAUGUUUCCAGUGAAGUUGACCUUGAUCUGGACCCAGAUGAAAACUAGCAGAUGCAAUGAAUCUGUCAUCAAGAUUUCUUCAGCUUCAACAAGACUACAUAGAAACACACGGUCCCUUCACUGUAAGACAGUCAACUAUGCCAUUUCUUGCAGUCCAAAUUCAUAAGAAAGUUUUGCAAUACGUCAGUCACAUUCCAGGUCUCCAAAAGAAGAACACUUAUGCCUGGCCAAGUGUAUUUGUCUGACACCAAAGCUAGGAGCAACAGUACAAUACAUGAAGUUUAUUGUUUACAUUAUGUUUUUCUCAGGCAGAGAACUUCGAUGUCAAAAGACAGGUGCUACUAUUAUCAUGGGUAUUGAUGCUGACUUCACAGGAGUGUCUGCCUUGACCAAAUUUAGGAAUCAGAGCUUCCUAAUAACCAAAUUCGUUUCCUGUUCCUUUCUGAAAAGAAAGCAGAAAUACCAAGUAAAAAGUCUUUUCUUCAUUUGUCUUUAUAAUAUAUCAAAACACCCUCAUCCUUUCUCUCCCUUUUAAUCUUCCUUGUGCAUGCAUGUGUGCGCAUGCAUGAAGAUGGAAGAAAUUGUAGGAAAAGACUAUCUUCUUACAAGCAGUCUGUCACCUUCUAUAUGGACUUAAUUUUCUGUCAUUCCAGAUUCUGUGUGCCCAUAUAUCUGCAGUAAUCUUUUUCAUUCUUUUGCCAACUGUUCAGCACACAUGUGUUCUGUUAGAAAUGGCACCUGGAUGACAGAAGCUCUAACAUUCGCAUAUGCUUCUGAAACACAGUUCUUUGCCUCCUGUGCUGUCUGAACUAGUGUAAAUAGAAAGUUUAGUCAAUGUUGGUUUUAAUUAGUGUAUUGGUCUACUAUUAAUAUAAAGUCAAAAUUGUGUUUUAAUUAUGCUCUUCCUGAUGGUUUUGGUAUCAACUUGCUCUACCUAUUAGGGGCAUGUUGUAUAAAAACAUUCCUUUCCAGUUAUACAAUCAUAUUAAUCAUCAAACUAAUGUGAGAGGCUGUAAGUAAUAAGAAAACACUUUUUCUCCUGGCAUACUAAUAACUGGUAAAUCUUGGCUCCAUUACAUCCCUCAGUUCUUGCGAAGUACCUUUCAAAUUAGGCACUGUAGGUAGCAUUUUUGUUCCUUUUGAUAACCAAAAGUCACUUGAAGAAUUUGGUGUGUCAGAGCAGCUGCAGGGAGCUUUAAAAUUCUGGUUUUAUCCUGUUCUGCUUUGAUUUUGGCAUAGAACUGAGCUUGUGGAUGUAAAGACUCAGUUUUAAUCCUCUUAAAAGUGUGGUCAGUCUUUCUCUGACUGAGAUUCAGUUCUGAUUCGGUUUGAUAUCAAGAACAUGUAGAGCCGUUGUUGCUGAAUGUAGCAAGGAAAUUUAGGCAGACUGACUUUCAGAAAAGUUUUCGUAAUUCUGAGGCUUGGUUUUGCCUUUGUCAUAAAUUUCAGAGCUGAAUGUUAGGUUUAAUUGCAACUGAGGUAUUUACUGUCUUGUUCCCGAGAUGGCUGGCUAAGAUUUCUUAUAGUUAUUUUGAAGACAAAGGGAUGCAAAUCACAGCAAAUAUUAUAAUGGAAAAUAUAUUUCUUUUAAAUUGACACAGUCCCAUUAUCACCACUUAAGAAACUUGGAUCAAUACAGUUAAUUUUUAAACCAUACAGUAACAGUAUGACCAUAUACAUUAUGAGUCUCUAAGGAUCCACUUCAUAUGUGUCAUAGUGUUCAUUCACUUUAUGCCAUGCAAAACAAAAAGUCCAGAAAUUCAGAGUACAACAGUCUUCCGAAAAAUAUAUGAAAGAGAAAUGUGUAUAUGCAAAUAUAUCUCAUUUUCUAUGUAUGACUCUUAGAGACACAAAAUCCUAACAUUUAUGUAUGCAUAUGACUUACAGUCCGCUACUAGUCGCACACUUGACCAAGCACCUCGCAACAUGUUGAAUUUAUGGUGAAGCAUUAUCUGACACAUGGCCCAACUUCCAGUGGAGGAAAAAGCAUAUCACAAGCUGUCUCCUUGGAUGUGACAUGCCUUUCACUCUGCCAGCACCCAACCACAUGUCAUAGAAAGCUGCAGGCCUCUCCUGUUGCUUUACAUUAGCAGUUUUCAUGUUCUCUAACAUGCUGGAAGGAUUGCUUCCUUAAUGUCACAUGUAUGGUCUGAGAAAGACUCCCUUCAUGCAGGUCAUCUCAUAACCUGCUCUCUCUGUUGGUUGUGUUAAAAAGCAAGCAAUUCUUACUGUCAAAUUUAUGAAUAAGAAGUUCCUAGAACAGGAAUAUUCCAUUUCCCAUAACUGUAAAUAAGAUCAAAUCUGAAGUGCAUAUAUAUGUGAUUUUAUCAGCUUCCCUGAUGUGUGGCUUAUGAGUCCAUAUUGCCCACAGUUUGCCAUUUGUCUGUUGGCUUUGUUUGGAUUAGGUCUUUUCAUUUGCAUGAAAGAUCAUAGAAUCAUGAAAUCAUUGAAUGGUUUGCAUUAGAAAGGAUGCAAAAGAUAUCUAUUUCCAACACCUCUCUCAUGGGCAGAGGCACUUCUACUAGAGCACAUUGCUCAAAGCACCGUCCUGCUGUCAAACACUCCCAGGGAUGGGGCGUCCACAGCUUCCCUGGGCAACCUGUUGCAGUGCCUCACCACCCACAGAAUGAAUAAUUUUUUCUCAAUGUCUAAUCAAAACUUACUCCCUUUUAGUAUGAAUCAACUCUGUCUCGUGCUGUUACUACAUGCUUUUGUAAAAAGUCAAUCUGUUUGUAGGCUCCCUUCAGGUACUAGAAGGAUAUUCUCAUGUGACAGGAAAAUUUCUUUUUGCUUAGACCGGGUAGACUUCUGUUCAGUGUAUGUAGAAAUACAUGGUAAAUGCUGCAGCAAAUACACAUCUUCUCUUAUCAAUACAAUAAUUCCUAAUGGGACAUGUGGUUUAUUUUGCCCUUAAUUAUAUCUGAGAUUGAAAUAUGCCUUUUGGAUUUUGGACCAUCUAUCUUUGUAUGAGUUGCUCGGUGUCUAUUUUAUUAAUAAAUGAUUUUUUUUUCUAUUUUGGUUCUCUUAUUAGUGUUGAACACACUGAUUUAUGUAUACAUUUGAAAGGACAUUAAUCUAAACAGCAAAAUGAUCAAAAGUAAGCACUGAUGUCAGUUUUAGAAUAUCUGGAUAACUUUAGGCUGUUCUAGCCACUAAACUCAUAUAAAACUAAAUGUGGCCUAUGAAUACUUAAGAGACAAUGGAGAGAACUUCCUUUGGCAUCCUACCCAAUACUGAUAGAGAGAUCUCCUUCUGAGAAGGAGUUUAUCCACGCAGCUCUAUCACUUGAGUUGUACGAGACUUUUUUAUUAUAAAAGUUUAUAUGCUUGUUUCAAAGAAGGAUUAGUGAUCAAAUAAUUUACAUGGCAAAUGUGGCUUAAUGAGUUUUUUCAAAGAUAUUCACCUGAAGGAAAACAUAGACAUCAGUAGUUGCCCUCUACUCCUGGAGUAAACUGAAUUUCUUUCUAGCAGAGGUUGUGGAGGAGAUGCCUGUACUGGGUCCUUGUGCUGUGGGUAGGAGCAGAUGUCCUGUCUGGAAGAAUCUCUGGCUAGGAAGGCAUAACAGUCUUCCACAAGUGAUUUUGCUCAGCACAUCUUCCGAGGUGGUUUUCCUUUUCUCUUUGAUUCUUCAGAAGCAGAACCAGCAUGUAGACCAUCUCAGGACUGAAGCCACAGUCUAGUAUUUUUAGUGGUGCUUCUAGUGAACAUUGUCAAGGAAAGGCUCUAGGCUCUACUACCUAGAGUCCAUAAACAUAUUUUACUGGAAGCUUAGGAGGCACGUUAAGCAUUUCCCUAAUAGACCCUAGAGAUACAUUUAAACUUUUCUUGAAUGCUGUAGUUGAAGUUCACUGUUGCAUAUGAUAUAGACACCAUGUGAUUCAGAAUCAGCUCCUUCCAUGCAUCAGACCAGCUGUAGCUGGUCUGGAGCAGGACUUGUAGACUGGGAGAUUGUGCUGCAACACAUAACUGCAAAUAGCUUCAACAUGAGCAAACUCUUCUGUUUACUUAGA
Messenger RNA from Pyrgilauda ruficollis (rufous-necked snowfinch), 4288 nucleotides. RefSeq names its product triple QxxK/R motif containing (gene TRIQK). The transcript is spliced from 4 exons. Bases 66 to 326 code for a protein of 86 amino acids. The record is from RefSeq and is a predicted model, not a curated record. Lineage: Eukaryota; Metazoa; Chordata; Aves; Passeriformes; Passeridae. Gene Ontology annotation, cellular component: endoplasmic reticulum membrane.